This is a messenger RNA of Aedes albopictus (Asian tiger mosquito), 3199 nucleotides long. RefSeq lists its product as uncharacterized. NCBI's taxonomy places the organism in Eukaryota, Metazoa, Arthropoda, Insecta, Diptera, Culicidae. The transcript has 3 exons. Gene Ontology annotation, molecular function: nucleic acid binding. Bases 231 to 2963 code for a protein of 910 amino acids. The record is from RefSeq and is a predicted model, not a curated record.
AGUCGCGCAACAGCGUCGACUGCACGCUCAAUCAUUUUUACACUUACAUUUCGCCUAUCGCUUGACCGAUGAAUGCGCGCUUUGCGUCGCGACGCGACGUCGUUCUCAGUCAUUCACGUUGCGCGGUACUGCGCGCUUUCGAUCGCAGGUUUUUGUUUAUUCCGUUUAUUUUUCAAACAAAGUGAGUGAUUUUUCUCAGUUUUGCUGGAAUCUCUCUGCAGUUGUUUCCCAUGUACGGUUCCGAACCGCCGCCACCGGGUACGACCGGCUAUGUCGUAUACGAUCCGGAGUUUCCUCUAAGCGAUAACGACGAUAACGGUUCCGGUAGUUACACUGUGCCGCCCACUCCGCUGCUAGGUCCAGUAUCAUCAUGUUCGGAAGAUGAUUCUGAAAGAGCCCCACAGGAUUCGCAUGAACGUUGCAAACGGACCAGGUUGUCCAGUCCUGAUCCUCGUCCACCACAAGCAAGGUCGCAUUCGCCACAGAUUCCUCUAGUUUUGGAUCAAUUUUCAUCCUCUUCGGAAGGUGACGUGACUGCUGCUCAAAUGAUCCCCAAAAUCUCGAACGGAAAUCGCAAAAAGACCAGAUGGUCCAGUCCUCCUCCUUGCCCACACAUUCCGUCGCAAUCUCCAAAGCUUCCUCUUGUUCUAGACCGGGUAGUUCCAGUGUCAUCCUGUUCGGAAGGAUACAUGACUGGUUCUAAAACGACCUCCAACCCACAAGUACCACCUCAAUCUUCGCCACAGCUAUUUUGCAUUAGAUCCUACUCCCGCCAGGACCUCUAUCCAACCGAGCCGGACCCGACAGUUAACCCGGCAUUUGCACUUUCACCCUACUGGCCCGUGUACGUUUCCAACUUUCGGCUGAACAGUUUGGAUGAAUCGAAAAGGAACGCACAAAUUGCCACCUAUUUUGCUAGCAAAGGACUGCUCACGAGAAUGAUCUUCAUCCGGCAAAACGAUUCAUUUUUCCAAAUUUAUCAGAAGCCAACCAUGCUGCUGGAUAUGCUGGUGUACUUCACGAGCAAGGCGGAUGCCGAUCGGGCCAUUCGCUGCUGCGACAGGACGACCUACUACGGUCACAUACUGAACGUUUUGCCCGGUAGAAUUCCGGUGUAUUUUAACAUGGAUCUUACGGUACGAUUUAAACUUCCGGAUGCUUAUGCCAUUGAGCAUACGGAAACCCCAUCGGAGCUAGCGUUGCUCGGUUCAAAAGACUCAGGGAAUAUUGUCACAAUUGCGAAACAUUCCGGAUAUAUGCUUUUCGUGGAAUUCAAAGAUCAAAACUCAAUGAAACUCGCCGUGGCGCAGUGUACUACGUGGAUUCCGUCACGGCUGUCGGAACCAGUCCAAAAGCAAAGAUUUUUAGAACAGGACUGCACAAACAAAAUGCAGCUACUGCUUCAGAAGGACGGCGCGUUCAUUAAUAUGCUUCCUCCGGAGAAUUUGCUGCAGGAUUUGCUCGGGGGAAAAUUGCCUCUGGUGGAUAAAGAUUGGGACAGUUGGAAAUCUCCAAGGGAACUGCCGGAAGAUUUGCGUAUUUCAUUGUACCAUCGAAAGAUAAAACGUAAGAAAAUGACGAAGGAUGGUCUACCCGACAAUCUCCGGAAGGAGGUGUUCCUUCGGAAAAAUAUAUUUUUUGGGAUUAAUCAGCCCCCAUCGGAACCAAACUUGAAGAUAGCUCAACAUUUACCAGCUAAGGAUCCACACAUGGCCUACCGUGAAAGGUUGAAGAACAAGCAGCUUUCAUUCGAGGAAAAAUUCGACAGGAUCCGCGUGAACAAAAAUUCCAGCCCAACAAUCAUGCCCAUCGAUCAACCAAGUGGAAGUACUUUGAAACAUGGCAAUGAAUGGUCAGAGUCAGAGUCCUUACGCUAUGCAGUUAAGAAAUUCCAAUCCAAAAGGGAAGCAUUUCUAUCCACGAAGAAGAAACUUUUGGCGCACAAGAAUACGAAAGAUCUUGCGACAAGGAACAAGCUGUUCUGCAAUAUGCUACGGUUGGAAACGUCGCUCAGAAAUAUGGGGCAAAAAAGCGAAGCUUUUCAGUGUGACGAAUUGAAUACGGGGCUCGUCACAGCGGUGUAUAAGACGGAUCAACAGAAGCGGUUCUCCAUGUACUUCAAAACUCCCAUGACUAAUGUAGACCUCUCGGACGUCAAGGAGCCAUUGGAUGAGCUGUCGCCCGUUUUUGUGGCUAACUUUGUCGUCUCCGAUCUGAGUCCUCGGCAACGCAAUCGGGAAGUCAGCGAGUUCUUCCUGGCUGAAGGCUUGUCCGUUUCUAUGGUCUACCUCGAUGACAGGGAUGAGUUCUACAACUCCUACCUCAAAUCUGUCAAGCUGCUAGACAUGUUGGUAUAUUUCCGCACCGAAGACGAUGCCACCAAAGCCAUACGUGAACUGCACGGAUCGACGUACCGCGCACACAGGCUGAGCGUUUUUCCUGGCCGAAAGGAAGUCAUGUACGUGAAAGGUAAAGCUAUUCUUCUGAAUUUGGACAGUGAUCCCAUGCUGGCAGAAAAAGCGAUCGAGCAGUUUUUAGUCAAUGUCGGUGUUCGCAUUGAAGACCUCGACAGCGUAAUGCGCUAUCCCAAGAAAGCCAUAUUUAGUUUCGGGUGCAAAAACGGCAGCAUUCUCCCCGCCGUUCAAUCGUUAUCUGCAGCUAACGUUCCAAGACCGAUGCCGAGGAUGCAACGCUACACCGAAGCUGACGUGAAAGCGGACCUUUUGCGGAGAAUUCUGCACGAUGAGAAUUUUCUGAACGAUCAACCGGUUGCGGAUGACGAGUUGAAGCGCUUGUUUGCCACCAAAUCGCGUCCAUCAGAGACAGAGAUCUGCGGUGCAGCGGUUGUGUGGGAUGGUCCCUACCAGAAGCGAGAGGAAAUGAAUGACCAGAUCGGAAAAGUGUUAGUCGAGUGGAAGAAAAUGCUGACCGAGGCGCAGUUGGCGUCACUGAAGAAUAAGUAGUCCAAGCAAGUUACUUAUACGUUUUUUUUUAAUUUCCUUUGCAAAGACUGAAAUAAAGAAACAGUAGAACUGUUACUUAAUUUGGCAUUGAUUAGACGUUUCAAUUUUUAGAGUUUGUGAUAUUCUGUAUUUCAAAUCCUAUUUCUUUUACCGUACCGGUAUUCUAUACUACUAUCAAUUUCCUUUUUAACUAGAGCAAUACACUAUCGACCUUCAUCUCCUUGCCGAUCCUAUCG